This is a messenger RNA of Venustampulla echinocandica, 1392 nucleotides long. RefSeq lists its product as uncharacterized. The transcript is spliced from 2 exons. The coding region runs from base 1 to 1392 and encodes 463 amino acids. Gene Ontology annotation, molecular function: DNA-binding transcription factor activity, RNA polymerase II-specific; zinc ion binding. NCBI's taxonomy places the organism in Eukaryota, Fungi, Ascomycota, Leotiomycetes, Helotiales, Pleuroascaceae. Gene Ontology annotation, biological process: regulation of DNA-templated transcription. The record is from RefSeq and is a predicted model, not a curated record.
AUGGCCGAUGAUAUUCGGCGUCGUUCGGCCUGUGACCGUUGCCAUUCCCAAAAGCUGCGCUGCCCCAGGCGUCCUGGCGAGGACAUUUGUGAUCGCUGCAGCAAGGCUCGAACCUCGUGCAUAUUCAGUCCCUUCAGGCAAAAGAAGCUGCCCCAAGAUACUCUAGGAAAAACCCCAUCGACAACCGCUAGCCACUUCGAGACUAUUAGGAGUGGUAAGAGGAAACGGACCACCAGCCAACUACAAGAAAUUGAUCUCACCUCCGAUAACUUUCUUGGACGAACUCUUUUCGAGAAUGGGCACACCUCAGAUGAUACAAUGCUAAUACCUUGGCUUUCUGAGGACGUUAAUAUGGGUUGCUCUCUUGGAGACUUUGAUUUAUCCCACAACUCCCAUUCCUCGCUUGAUUUCGAUCCUUCAAUGCCGGAGUUCCCUCCAUGGCUUCUCUCAAAAGAAAAUGGCAUGCUGCCACUACGGAAGGAGGCCAGCCCGACCCCCCGGGUCGAGCCAAUCGUACAACCCGACGUUGACUCAAAUGGCUAUCAUAUGAAACCACCUCAAUAUCCGCCGUCUAUCGGACACAGUAUUGGACCAGUCGUCACAACAGCUCACCCAGAAUCACCUAGUCGCCACCUGAUUCACCGCCUCUCCCAGCUGAACAGUGACCUCUACGAGAAUGCUGAAUUGAUGCCCCCUCAAUCAAUUCAUGACGCUGCUACACCAGAAUCACUAUUCAAAGACUGUUCAAAAUUCAGUCUUGAGGACUUACUUAGACUGACCCAAACUCUCAUUGAUAUAUACCCAAGUUUUAUGAACAUAUUUUUUGGGCGACCCUUCCCUCCUGCCCUACACCUCUCAAAUACCAGUAAUGUUGAUGGGUUUAACGGGAACAAUAUCUACACUUUCGAUGGGCCCGAUUCAAGAGGCGCCUCAGCCCCUGGAACUCCCCCCGAUUCCCAGAAACCUCCACCGGACCUUUCUUCCGUCCUCCUCAUUAUCUCUUGCCAUCUUCGGCUCAUAGGUAUCUGGGAACAGAUGCUCUUGCACAUGAAAGUAUGCUUUCGCCAGAAGAACGUUGCGCUUACUCCAGGGCAGAAAGUAAUAAAUAUGGUGCCACCCCGCCUACAAAUAGGAUCCUUCGCGCCUCCCCCUUCUGCAGCAACAGCAAUGUACACAAUCAUGUUUUGCCAGUUUGCUACCCAGUUGUCUGAGCAUGCAACCGAUUUAGGAGCUGAGAUUCAAGGGUACCAGAACCGCGAAUCGCAACCUGGAAGCUUUGAAGCUGGGAAUAGCGCCACUGCUCUUUCAUUUGCAGCAGUUAAAGAUGUCAAAGCUCGGUCAAACGAAUUCCGUCGAGAAUUGAUAGCUUUGAGCAAUUCGCUGACGACUUAG